AUUUAGUUAGCGUACGAGGAUCUGUGAUUUUGGAUUUGGUUAUUGAAGAAAAUUGCGAAAAUUACAUUAGAACCCUCUGGAUAGACAAUAAUCACAAUACUAGUGAUUUUUUGGCAGUAUAUGAGGUGAAGUUAAAUUUUGUUGUUAUCUUUUUGUCAUUUCAACAUAUUUGUAUUGUUCUUAUAUAAUUGAUUGUUAAAAACUUAAAAUUACUCGCGUUGUGAGUUUGUAUACGAUGCUGCGGGUAUUCUAUCGUUUACUUUUGGUACAUUUAAUAGGGAAGGCGCUUGGAACAUAACUUAGAAUAACCACCGUCAAAAGCUCGUUGGUUUUUGUGACUAAUUGCUGAAAUUACGUAUCUAAUAAUUAAUAACAUCGGGAGAUUGAAAACCAUAUCAUAGAAUUUCUACAUAAUUUUGAAUGAAGUUCCACACUCUUUCACUAUUUCAACACAUGCUAAUUAGUAUUCCAGGUUUACUAAAGUGACAAACAGAGGGCCGACCCUUGGGCCAAGCCACCUAGGCAACCACCUAGGCCUCCAAAUUUUGGCUUGGGCCCAGGGCCUCAAAAUUCAUGUUAGUUCCAAAAUACAAAAAAUGGUUUGGGGCCUUUUUGGGCUUGGAGUCUUGGACUAUACAUGCAUAAUCGGCUCAGCCUAUGUAUCUUUUCAAUUGGAGUAUUCGACAUUUCGACUUCCUCUCAAUCCUUUGCUUCGGAGCUUCCAGAGUAUAGAGACCAGUUGCAAGCAAAGCAAUUUCUACUGCUACGAGCCUACGACGUUGCCGGCAAUUUACAUUCCACGCUUAGGGAGUUUGGUUCUCUACAAUCCUCGUUGAGAUCCGUCUGAAUUUUGAUAGCAAUUUCACCCUAAUUUGAGGUAACUACAAAUCAUACCUAUCCAUUUUUCCCCAUUUUGAACAAGUUACAAAUAACACAAGAUAUAGUUGAUUUGGAAUCUUGGAUUUUGGGUUGUAAUUUUAUUUACUUGUUUAUUAAAGGAAGACAAAAAAGAAACCUUUCUUCCCAGGCAUUUCCUUGCUUUCUUUGUAAUAGAACUCUCUAAUAUCCACCACAACCUUUCCAUUCCAGUUUCUUACCGACAGGUUCAACAUUUUACGAUUCUUGGAAAGCUGUAAUUUCAAACAAACAAAAAAUUCAAAAUAAAAUCCUUUAAAAUACAAUAUUUAUAGAAAGUGUAAUAAACUUUAUUAUGUGAUAUAAAGAGACCUUCAAUUAAGCUUUGAAGCAGAAAAAUGUGAGCUCAUCUGUGUUUGGUUUAAUUGUUUAAGCUUUGCACAUAGCCUAAGAAAGGGUUUUUUUUUUGUUUUUUACUUCAUAGUAAGUGCGACUUUACUAUGUUAUUUAUCUGAAUUUUUUUAUUUGUUUUACUCUUAAUAAUUUGUUCUAUCAGCGUCUUAAACAAAAUGUGAGAAGACUAAAUAUGAUGCUAGCCUAAUCUCUCGGAUUGUAAGUGAUUUUAUUUUGCAAUUCUAUCUUUUAGAUUGUACAAAGUUUUCAUUUAAAUGUAGAUAUUUUUUUAUUUAAAUAUUGUUAUACGUGUAGAAAAACAAAGUAUGGGGCCUCAAGACUCGCUUGGGGCCUCCAAAUUGUCAAGGCCAGCUCUAGUGACGAAUACAGUAGCUUCAAUUUAUUUUAUAUGUUUCUCAUAAUCAAUGUGGUACUCAUCAUUAUUUCUAAAUCACUGGCUUUAUUACCUCACUGGUGGUUUCAAUUAUAGUAAUAUGGACGAAGGUGAAAGAGAAGCAACGAACUCCUGCCAUAAAAGCAUUGAGAGCAUAUACUUUCUCCUUUCAGCAAUGAGUUUUCUCAUUUCAACACCUCGGAAGUUCUUAUCCUUCUUUUCUUAAUCUCUGUAAUUAAGCAGACAACGAGGAGAAAGCCACUCAUGUUAGGCUCCUUUUAUCAAAUGUUGAAGCUGGCUCUAUUAUUGGGAAAGGUGGUUCGACAAUCAAUGAUUUCUAGUCUCAAUCUGGAGCACGCAUUCAGUUGUCACGCAAUUAUGAGUAUUUUCAUGGAACAUCAGAUAGAAUUGUCACUCUAUCUGGAAUGGUUAAUGAUAUAAUGAAGGCAAUCGAUCUUAUUCUCAGCAAAUUGUUGGAUGAGUUUUAUGCGGUGGAGGGUGGUCACGUGAACCCGCAAUCAAAGAUUAGGCUGGUGGUGCCCAACAGCUCGUGGAGGAAUAAUUGGGAAGGGAGGAGUCAUCAAAAAGAAGAUAGAAGUAGUUCCUUGACUAUUGCCAUCCCAGCUGAAAAUAAAGGAAUAGUUGUUGGCCGUGGUGGAAGGAGUGUUAUGGAGAUCAGUCAGCUUAGCGGCGCCAGGAUAAAGAUAUCUGAACGGGGUGAUUUCAUGUCUGGGACAUCAGAUAGGAAAGUGACCAUCUCAGGGCCUCAAAGUGCAAUUCGUAUAGCUGAAACAAUGAUAUUGCGAAAAGUUGCUUUCAUUACUGAGAGGUGAUGGGGCCUCGACAUUAUCAUUUAAGCUCGUUGACAAUAUUGGUAUUUGUCCUACCUCAGUUUCUGUGAACAUUUGGCAAAUUCAAUCCGUCCACAUUUAUUAUCUUGGUGAAAUUAUGAAAACUUGAUGAGACUGUAAGAAACUUGCAAAAUUUCCAUGAAAUCAGAACCGUGUCAACUAAAUUGAUGCAGGAACCACACAGAGAGCAUGUUGGCUAAGCAAUACAAAGUUCAUUUACAAGUAAAUACGUAAGUUUUAGAAGUAUGUUUGGGAAGUGUGUAUAAGUGGUUUAAAUUAUAAAUAGAUAAAAAUUAGUCAAUAUACUUUUGGGUCUUUUGAAAUGUGUGGAUAAAAGCAUAUAAAUAGUACAUAAACAUGAGCCAUAUAUUGGCUGAUUUUUAUUUUUUAUUUUUAA
Molecule: messenger RNA, 2890 nt
Organism: Olea europaea var. sylvestris
Lineage: Eukaryota; Viridiplantae; Streptophyta; Magnoliopsida; Lamiales; Oleaceae
Product: protein BTR1-like
Exons: 5
Coding region: 2068-2475 (135 amino acids)
Biological process (GO): regulation of gene expression
Cellular component (GO): cytosol; cytoplasm
Molecular function (GO): mRNA binding
Source: RefSeq, a predicted model, not a curated record